UGGACGGCUGGAAAAGGCACAGCCGACUGACACGUCGCAAAGCGGGGCGGGGAGGCGGUCCCCUCCCCCGGCAGCGGGCGCAGGGGCGGGGGCUCCGGACGCAGCCUGCUGCUCCCUAAGCAGCGUGAGGGGCACGGGCGGGUUGCCGUGCGGCUCGGUCAGCCGACCACUGUGCACUCCUGCGCACGGCAGAUGCUGAGGCUCCGAUACUGUGGCCCCUCAUGCGAAGACCUGACUCUCGGGAAGAGCCCCUGAUGCUGGGAGGGACCGGGGGCAGGAGGAGAGGGGACGACAGAGGACGAGACGGCUGCAUGGCAUCACCUACGAGUCCGAGUAAACUCCCGGAGCUGGUGAUGGCCGGGGAGGCCUGGGUGCUGCAGUCCAUGGGGUCGCCAAGAGCCGGACACGCCUGAGCGACUGCAGUGACUGGACGCGCCAGACGUCCCGCGCACGACGGGGCAGGAAACCCCCGCGAACUACGAGAGCGGCAGAGGCGCGGAGCCGGGAGCCGGAGCGCGCGUGAACGAGGACAGUGCCUCACCGUGUUGAAAAACUCCUUAUUUUGCGCAAAAAGUGACAUAAUGUACCGUUAAGGAGAAAAAAAAAAAGAGGACAGACCCACUGACGAGAACGAGGCGAAAAACGCGAGCGCGUGGCAAGACCCCGGAGCGCCAGGGCGCCCGGGCUCCCUCCGCUCGGCCAUGGCCCCCCUGCCGCCGUGCGGACCCCCGAGGUCGCCGCCGCCGCGGCUGCUGCUGCUGCUGCUGCUACUGAGCGCCACGCUGCUGGGCGCCCAGGCCCGCGCCGAGCCCGCCGCCGGGAGCGCCGUCCCCGCUCAGAGCCGCCCGUGCGUGGACUGCCACGCUUUCGAGUUCAUGCAGCGCGCCCUGCAGGACCUGCGCAAGACGGCCUACAGCCUGGACGCUCGGUUCCCAAGGGCUCCCCCAGACCUGGAGUGCCCCCUGGGGAUGCAUCUGGAGCCACCAGACGCCCCCGCGGCCAGCCCACCCUGGGGGGCUGGAGGAGCUGUCAGGACAGAGGGGUCCCUGAAAGAGAAGCCGGAAGAGUUGUCUAGGUGUGGGGCUCAAGGAGGCUGCGCCCAGGACGGACAGCCUCCUGCUGCAGGCUGAGCGCCGGGCCCUGUGUGCCUGCUGGCCGGCCGGGCACUGAGGACCCACCAGGACGUGCUCUCACCAAUAAAAGCCUGGUCCCCA
Messenger RNA from Bubalus bubalis (water buffalo), 1214 nucleotides. It is a transcript of the gene NICOL1, whose product is annotated as chromosome 7 C4orf48 homolog. Bases 702 to 1130 code for a protein of 142 amino acids. NCBI's taxonomy places the organism in Eukaryota, Metazoa, Chordata, Mammalia, Artiodactyla, Bovidae. The record is from RefSeq and is a predicted model, not a curated record. The transcript is spliced from 5 exons.